Panicum virgatum (switchgrass) is the source of this 2190-nucleotide messenger RNA. RefSeq names its product BAG family molecular chaperone regulator 3-like. NCBI's taxonomy places the organism in Eukaryota, Viridiplantae, Streptophyta, Magnoliopsida, Poales, Poaceae. Gene Ontology annotation, molecular function: protein-folding chaperone binding; adenyl-nucleotide exchange factor activity. Bases 727 to 1704 code for a protein of 325 amino acids. The record is from RefSeq and is a predicted model, not a curated record. Gene Ontology annotation, cellular component: cytoplasm. Gene Ontology annotation, biological process: protein stabilization. The transcript has 4 exons.
GAAUCAGGAUCCUUCCAUUUCCUUCACAUUUAUAUAUAUGUAACAAAUACAAUUAAAUUCGGGCAGGUAGCAUCAGGACGAGCGAGAAAUAGCACCGAAACCACACGAGCCGAAACAAAACAAGAAACAAGGAACAGUGAUUGCCAGAUGGCGCCAUUAGCGUCUAGCUAAGCGGCUGGUGCAGUGUGUGACGACCCGUGCAUCCUCCCUCUCUCUUUCUACAGUUGCAAUCGGAUUUAUUUGCAGGAACAAAAGAAAUUAAAAGCAGUAGCAAUCAGGCCCGGCUCGUCAUCAUGGCCGAAAUAAUAGCAGGGUUGUUUAUUCAGAAACGGAUUAGAGAACGGUUUGCGAUUUUAAAUCGUCUUCCUCCUCCUCUCCUUUGGAGCUGAGCUGAAGCUGAUGACGAUAAUGUAUUGGCCAUGUGGCCAGUGGCCGCUAUUCUAUUUGGCGUAUAUAUUCCCCUUGUCCAUGCGGUGGUUCCCCCUUCUUCCUCAUCGACCGACCUCUCGCUGUCCAUCCAUCCAUCCGUCGCCUUCCUCCUCCGAUUCUCCCCUCCGAUCCCCGCGGCCUUCAUAUUCGCUGCCCCGGGAGCUAGCUCUGGUGCUUAGUUCCUUGGCGCGCCAUUGCUCCUUCACGCCCCGGCUCCCCCCACCCACGAGCUUUACACAGCUAGCAGCAGACUAGUAGUACUAGUAGCUUGGAAAGGGAGCAGGAGGAGGGGACAGGAUGCUGGGAGCGGCCCCCAAGGCGAGGAAAGGCGCGCCGGCGAAGCUGGGGUCGGUGAAGGGGGCACCGCCGGCGGUGGCGGUGGCGCCGGCGGGGAACAAGGUGCCGGCGGAGGAGGUGUGGGAGGUGCGGCCCGGCGGGAUGCUGGUGCAGAAGCGGGGCGGCGGGGUGUCGGACGACGAGCCGUCGCCCAACGUGAAGCCGGUGCCCACCAUCCGCGUCAAGGUCAAGCACGCCGGCGUCACGCACGAGAUCUACAUCAGCUCCGAGGCGUCCUUCGGGGAGCUGAAGAAGCUGGUGGCGGCCAAGACGGGGUUGCACCCGGACGACCAGAAGGUGCUGUACAAGGACAAGGAGCGCGACUCCAAGGCGUUCCUGGACAUGGCCGGCGUCAAGGACCGGUCCAAGCUCGUCGUCGUCGAGGACCCCGAGGCCAAGGCGCGCCGGCUCAUCGAGGAGCGCCGCAACGGGCACCUCGAGAAGGCCGCCAAGGCCGUCGCCGCGGUCACCGCCGAGGUCAACAAGCUCGCGCCCAAGGUGGCGGCGCUGGACGCGUCGGUGCGCAAGGGGGAGAAGGUGGCGGAGAACGACGUGGUGCAGGUGACGGAGCUGCUGAUGAACGAGCUGCUCAAGCUCGACGCGGUGGUCGCUGACGGCGACGUCAAGGCGCAGAGGCGGAUGCAGGUGAAGCGCGUGCAGAAGUACGUGGAGACGCUCGACGCGGUGGCGGCCAAGAACGCCGCCAUCAUCCGCAAAUCCGGCGAGAAGGCCGCCGCCCCCAAGCAGCAGCAGAUGCCGGCGCAGCAGCAGCCAAGGCAGCAGCAGCAGGCGCCGGCGGCGGGGCAGACGCGGUGGGAGAUGUUCGACCUGCUGUCGUCGCUGCCGUCCACAUCCUCGGCGUCUUCCACGACCACGGUGAGCUCGACGGCGUCCUCCGGCGCGCCGCCGACGAACCGGCUGGACUGGAUGCUCUUCUGACGGGCCCCGACGAGCGAUCGAUCACCAGCGCAAAAGGCGAGGGAAAUCGUGGAAAGCGAAAGGGGAAGGGAAUUGCAGAUGCGAUGCGAUGCUUGUGUGCCAAGGAUUGCACCCGUGCCCCGGCAGAAAUCUGAUUGGGGGGGGGGGGGGGGGGGGGGGGGGCUCCGAUCCUUGAUGAGGCGAUGAUUGGGCUAGGCUAGCGACCGAGCUAGUACCUUGCUUGCUUUGCUUGGCCACGCAUCGCGUCGCGUCGCAUGGUAUGGUACGGGUGGGUAGUAGUUCAUCAUGUGAGGAUGCAUCGUGCAUGUGAGAGUUCGUUUUUUUUCUUCUUUUUCUGUUCUUCUUCUUCUUGUUCACCAUAAUGUUUUUGAGAUUCUUUUGUGUGCAUAUUAUUCAGAGAGAGAGAGAGAGGGUUGGUUAGAGCAAGUUAAAGUGUAUUCAAACAGAUUGGGAAUAAGUCGAGUCAAAAGGGUUGUCCGUCUCCAA